Messenger RNA from Kazachstania africana CBS 2517, 2307 nucleotides. RefSeq names its product DNA-binding transcription factor RAP1 (gene RAP1). Gene Ontology annotation, cellular component: shelterin complex. The coding region runs from base 1 to 2307 and encodes 768 amino acids. NCBI's taxonomy places the organism in Eukaryota, Fungi, Ascomycota, Saccharomycetes, Saccharomycetales, Saccharomycetaceae. Gene Ontology annotation, molecular function: telomeric repeat DNA binding. The transcript has a single exon. The record is from RefSeq and is a predicted model, not a curated record. Gene Ontology annotation, biological process: regulation of DNA-templated transcription; telomere maintenance via telomere lengthening.
AUGUCUGACGCAGAUGAGAUUACGAAAGCUGCUGAAGAUUUCGUAAAUAGCCUGAAUACUGAAAUUGUAGUAGAUGAAGAAACUGCUAAUGGGCGUGCUAACAAUGCUGCUGAUGAAAAUACAACUAAAGUGACUGCUGUUGAAGAGGUUUCAAAAAGUGUCAGUAACGAUAGUAAGAAGGCUAGCGGAAGUGUAGAUACAGAUGGCAGUGAGAAUAGUGAACCUUUGGUUGGGAUGAAGUUUUUUUUGAAUCGUGAUUCAGAUGCGCAUGAUUCUAUCAAUGACAUUGAGCAAUUGGCUAGACUUAUUAAAUCAAAUGGUGGACAAAUUUUAGAAGACGUACCUCAAUCUGCAAAGACUAAUGUAGUAAUAGUGUCCCCCUAUAAUGAUACGAAUCUACCUACCGUCACUCCAACUUAUAUCAAAGCCUGCGUUCAAAGUAAGAAAAGAUUGGAUAUCGGUAAUUAUCUGGUGCCAUAUGACGAAUUUAGAAACGUUAUUGACACUCAAUUGGUAAAUUCAACUACCCAAAAGGAAGAAAAGAUUGGGACAGAUGACAAAACUAAUGCUGGGGAAGAAAAUAAACCAAAUGAAUCGGAUAACGAAGAUUCAUUCCAUUCGGUGACAGAUAAUAUGGAUCCACAGAUCACGGAAAGCAAUCGUAAUAAGGAAGAUAUGGAUAAAAAUGAUCGUCAGGAACAAGAAAGGUUGGAUCAAAUUAGACUUUUGGAGCAAUAUUCUAUUAUGGAAAAUCAUGAAAAUGGCGGUAGUAAUAACACUAAUAAUGCUAAUAAUGGUGAAGUAGAAGUGACGUCCCCUCCGGAUGCAAAUGUAGAACAUGCUUCACAAUCACCUAAUGACUAUCAAUCCAACAGAACAAUGCUAGCAAGAGCAAGUUUACCUUCUCAUAAUAAAGCUUCUUUCACUGAAGAUGAAGACGAUUUUAUUCUUGAUGUGGUGAGGAAAAAUCCAACAAGACGUACUACACAUACAUUGUUUGACGAGAUUUCUCAUUACGUUCCAAAUCAUACGGGUAAUUCGAUUAGGCAUAGGUUCCGUGUUUACCUUGCGAAACGGUUAGAUUUUGUCUAUAAAGUUGAUCAGUACGGUAAAUUGAUGAGAGAUGAAAGCGGAAAUUUGAUAAAAACAACCAUUAUGCCACCAUCUUUGAAAAAAAAAUUUACGGCCGACGAAGAUUAUACGUUGGCCUUGGCUGUUAAAAAACAAUUCUAUCGUGAUUUGUAUCAAGUAGACCCAGAUACUGGUGUCUCAUUGAUCAGUCAAGACGAUUCACCAAAUGCCAUCGCUAGAAGAAGUUUGACCAUGGAUUCGCAAGUGACGCCUGGUUCUGAACCUCCUUUUAGUACUUAUCAUGCCAACGAUCGUAGAGGUCCAAUAGCUAGAGAAUUUUUCAAGACUUUCGCUGAACAAAAUCCAAACCAUACUGAAAAUGCUUGGAGGGACAGAUUCAGAAAGUUUUUAUUAGUGUAUGGAAUUGACCACUACAUUGAAUACUUUGAAGAUGAAACCAAAGCUGGUAGAGAACCAGAACCAAUGAAAAAUCUCACAAAUAGGCCAAAGAGACCUGGCGUCCCAACUCCAGGAAAUUACAAUUCUGCUUCAAAGAGGGCAAGAGCCUAUCAAUCUACAACUGCUGCUGCUGCUCCCGCCACUACCACACUUGCUGGUGCCUCUACAAGCUCACAACAAGCUUAUACUAUUCCUGAAAAUGAAUUAUUGGAUGAAGAAACAAUGAACUUUAUCUCAUCAUUAAGGAAUGACCUGGUGAGGAACGAGCAACAGCUGCCGUUUGAAUAUCCGCCAGAUUUAGCAGAAGAAAUCCGUAAUGACUUUGUUAACGAAACCAACUACGAUAAUAUAGAUCCCGAUACAAUACAGUUCCCACCAGAGAUUGCCACGGUCGAUUUAUUUUUACCCACUUUUUUCCAACUCUCAUCAACUAGGGAAUUUAUGGACAAGUUGCAAGAGGUCAUCUCGAGAGAAUAUGAUACGUCGCAAGCAGAAAAAUUGGUGCAAGAUUUGGCUGAAGAAGCUGGGAUUCGUAAAACGUUUAGUACUACUGUUUUGACGGCUUUAUCCGGUGAUUUGAUGGUCUUUCCACGUUACUUUUUGAACAUGUUCAAAUACAAUGCAAACCCACCAAUGAAUGUUCCAGGUAUUUGGACUAGAGAGGACGAUGAUUUGUUAAGGAAUGGAAAUCGUGACGAUGUUAAAAUGCUAAUACAGAAGCAUCGCUCAGCAAGAGUGGAGAUGAGAAAGAAAUUUAUCGAAAGAGACUUGAUUUGA